AUGGAUAUCACACAAUUAUUGAGUAAGAGCGCCAAAAAAGCAGAAAACGGUUCUGUAGCAGAGCCAAAAACACUGCCGUCAAUAAAGAAACCGAAUGGGGGCCGCUGUAAGGUCACAGGCUCCCAUUUGGUCAGUUGUCUUCCGCCAAAAGACGACUUCAAGGCUUUCUUCGAAGAACAUCUUCAAAAUGACAACAAGAAAAUCAAAGUGGCAGCUUUCGACAUGGAUGACACAUUAAUAUGUACUCGGUCCGGGAUCAAAUUUGGCCGUGGGCCUCAUGACUGGAAGUUUCGGACAGAUACAAUUCUCCCAGUGCUACAACAGAAAAUUGCAGUCGAGCGGUAUUUGAUGGUGAUCUUCACCAAUCAGGGAAGCAUAUCUGUGUCUGAGAAUCUGACACAGACGUCAAAAUCGUAUCGCAACUUCACUAUCAAGAUCACUCAGAUUCUCACGGCACUAGAUACGACGUUGAAAGGAGCACCCGUGUUGGUUUUCGCGGCAUCAGGACGUCCUGGCCGCUCACACACAAUGAGAAGUGGCGAAGAGGAGCAUUUUCAUACCCGGAAGCCGCAAACAGGGAUGUGGGAGGCUCUAGAGACGUAUUUGAGAGGCGCGCUAGGUGACGAGUACGAGGUCGAUAUGGAAAAGAGUUUGUAUGUUGGAGAUGCUGCUGGUCGUGAAGGCGAUCAUCUGGCUGACGACCGGAACUUUGCAAAGAAUGUGGGCCUCUACUAUGAGGUGCCAGAGGACUUCUUCCUGGAGUAG
This is a messenger RNA of Australozyma saopauloensis, 765 nucleotides long. RefSeq names its product polynucleotide 3'-phosphatase. NCBI's taxonomy places the organism in Eukaryota, Fungi, Ascomycota, Pichiomycetes, Serinales, Metschnikowiaceae. The record is from RefSeq and is a predicted model, not a curated record. Gene Ontology annotation, molecular function: polynucleotide 3'-phosphatase activity; double-stranded DNA binding; ATP-dependent polydeoxyribonucleotide 5'-hydroxyl-kinase activity. The transcript has a single exon. Bases 1 to 765 code for a protein of 254 amino acids. Gene Ontology annotation, biological process: DNA repair.